Perkinsus marinus ATCC 50983 is the source of this 1197-nucleotide messenger RNA. Its product is annotated as ATP-binding cassette transporter, putative. The annotation marks the transcript as partial. Gene Ontology annotation, cellular component: membrane. Gene Ontology annotation, molecular function: ABC-type transporter activity; ATP binding; ATP hydrolysis activity. The transcript has 2 exons. The record is from RefSeq and is a predicted model, not a curated record. Lineage: Eukaryota; Perkinsozoa; Perkinsida; Perkinsidae.
AUGGGCCCGUCGGGCUCGGGUAAAACUACUCUGAUGAACAUCCUAAGUGGAAGACAGAACCCUUCGGGUGGCGGUCUGAAGGUCGACGGCACGGUGACUUUGGAUGGGCGAAUAACGGCGCCGUCGAAGUUCCGUGACAGCGUCGCGUAUGUGAUGCAAGAAGAUGCAUUGGUAUCGACGAGCACCCCUCGAGAGGUACUCGAAUUCGCUGCUACACUCAAGUUGGACAAAAGCAGACAUGAGGUCAAAACUAUUGUCAACGAUAUGCUGGAGUAUCUCCGUCUGAGUACUUGUCAGAAUACGAUGGUGGGCAAUCAACUAACUCGAGGAAUAUCAGGCGGUGAGCGCAAGAGGACUUCUAUUGGGAUGGAGCUCAUAACACAACCAAGUAUGUUAUUCUUGGACGAGCCUUUGACCGGGUUGGACUCCUAUGCGGCGGUGACGACCUCGAGGGUUCUCAAAGGAUUGGCUGAACACGGUGUAACGGUCCUUAUGACAGUUCAUCAACCUUCAAGCGAAGUCUUCGAGCUUUUCGACAGGGUCAUGCUCAUCAACGAGGGCGAGAUAGUGUACCAUGGCCCGAGGACCUCUCUCGAAGACUACUUCGUGAGUCAUGCGGACUUGCGCUGUCCACCUCAUUACAAUCUCGGUGACUUCGCUCUUUACAAGCUCCAGACGCAGCCACCUGAAGUCAUAAGCCGUCUAGUCGACGCAUACAAGGCUGGGAUGGUCGAUGCUGAUGCGAAGUGCGUUACUGGAGAUGGUAUGAAGAAUGGAGUCGUCAAAGCCACCAUGAACACACCGUAUCGUGCCGGCCUUCACAAGCAGUUCCAUAUGCUGGCAGCACGCGAGUUCAGAGCAGUUGUAAGGGACCCAGACGUUUUCAUCGUACGCUAUAUCGUCGUGAUGUGCACUAACCUCCUGUCGGCAUCCAUCUUUCAUGACUCCGGUAGACCAGGAUCAGAGCUGUUCUGGCUGACUAACAUGCGACUCUUUCAGCCCUAUUUCUCUGCUGUAGUGAUCAUGUGUCUGACGCAACUGUUCGGACCAGCUCAAACAGCGAUAAUCCGUUACCCUGAGCAACGCAUGGUCUUCUUGAGAGAGUACACCAGCGGCAUGUAUUCAGCGAUCCCCUAUGUCAUAUCGAAGAGUAUGAUUGAACUACCGUUAGCACUCUUCGAGUGCUUUCUCCAGAUU